AUGCCCACACUGCCGUGCCCAUGCCAUGUCAUAUGCUACCAACUCACUUGCUCGUGCCGGCCAAAUUCCACCCACUGCUUACACAUUCUUCGUACUGCAUUGUACCUCAAUCCACCUUCCGGCCAUUCGUUUGGCCUUUCCCCUUCUGCUCUCUGCCCUCUCUUCCCUCUCUCCCUUCUCUCCCCUCUCUUCCCUCUCUCCCUUCUCUCCCCUCUCUCCCCUCUCUCUCUCCUCCCUAAAUCCCUCCUCCCUCACCCAACAGGUGUGUCAGUACUAUGUCGCAUCAGUCAUGCCUGUCUAGAUAACACCUGCCCCAUACCGUACCCUCUCUCUUCCACCGACAUACCCCUGUACCACUCCAUCCUCAUGAUUGACGACACCUGCCAGGCGCUAACGAGGUACCACUCCAUCCUCCUCAUGACCGACAUAUGCCAGGCGCAAGCUCCUCACCUCCGAGGUAUUCCCUUCACUGCUACCUGUUUGCUUUACCUUCUGACUCUGCAGCUCUUGACCCACCUGUUUCUCUCUCUCCCUCUCUCCACCCUCCUUGUGAUCCACACAUGCCAGGCGCAAACCCCUUACUCCAAGGUAAAGCUGGUGUCGCUGGCGGGGGAGAGCGAGUAUGCAUCAUCGCUUGCAUCAGGGCGGGUGACAGCGAUAGUGGGCAAGGACCCCUACAUUUGA
This is a messenger RNA of Closterium sp. NIES-65, 684 nucleotides long. NCBI's taxonomy places the organism in Eukaryota, Viridiplantae, Streptophyta, Zygnematophyceae, Desmidiales, Closteriaceae. The record is from the annotation of a GenBank genome assembly.